Messenger RNA from Suillus fuscotomentosus, 1289 nucleotides. RefSeq lists its product as uncharacterized. The transcript has 2 exons. The record is from RefSeq and is a predicted model, not a curated record. The coding region runs from base 305 to 1078 and encodes 257 amino acids. Lineage: Eukaryota; Fungi; Basidiomycota; Agaricomycetes; Boletales; Suillaceae.
GGAGUUACAGUAAGCCAGCUGGCAUGAUGGAAAAGCGGUGCUAUUAAUUCUGUUGGCAGGAUACAGUGUUGUCGUUCUGUACAACCAGGUGAAAUCUGGAUGAUAAGAUAAACCAGGACUGAGCAAUUCCUAGUGUGGCACGCCGCUUUAUGUACUAACAUAUCUAGCGCUGCGACUCGCGAGCGUGGUGAAACUCCUCGUGUUUGCCACCUUUACCGCUCCUUUUAUACGUCCACCCGACAAGCUUCCAUUCUUUUCAUUCUUUCAUUCUUUUUACAGUUGGCGCCGGUCGCCCUCCCAAGCCAUGUUAUCCGCCAUCGGUACAUCCAUCCCUCACAUCCGCAUUUCCCCUGCUUCGCCAGUCAAGGCAUGUCCAGAGCCCUACUCCCCGUUUCUUUCCGCACGCAGCACAGACAAGGAUGAUUGCGAGCACCGCCCACGGUCGCCGAGCCCCCAAUAUCACUUUCCAGCCAUAUCUCCCAGGCAUUCGUCUCCUCUUCGUCCUGCAGACUGUCCUCCUCCAAGAGAGCUUCAUCGUGAUCAGUUUGAUCUGCUUCUCGAAGUGUCGCGUGACAAGAGAGCUGCGCUCGGUUCGAGAAAGGUCCCAGAUCUGCGCAAGGAACUUGCCAUCAAGAACCAGAGAAAUAAACAACUCGAACGUCGUGCAUCCUUCCUAUCAAGAAUCCAGGAACCUACGUUGUCUACUACAGGUUCUAAGAUUCCUGUGGAGUUCCCUGGCGUUAAUUAUUGUACAUUCCCAUCUCUCGGCCUCGGCUCACCGUCUUCUUACUCAUCUGCCGAGGAGCAUGAUGGUUGGAUUGGAAAAGGCCUCCACGAGCGCCGCACCUGGCACGAACAGACGGAUUGUCGUUUGCCUAUCAGCAAGCCCAAGACAGACCUGAACUUGGGUAGACGCAAACUUCCAUCGCUGGAAGAGAUCAUCGCCCGCGUUGGACCACCCCAUCCUCCCCCACCGAUGGCCAAUGAGCCAAUCUUUGCAACACCCCGUCUACCCAUGUUCCUAAGGAGUGCCAAAAACUCACCGUCUACACGGACUGUCUCGGACACGAAACCCUAGUAUCAACAUCGGCAGAUUACAUAUGCCCGUCAGGCGUCGUCAGAGCAGUGACUCCUAUUUCUUAUAUGCGGACAAGCACCAUGCCCAACUCUCCUUGUUACCCGAACAUCGAGGUAGCCAGUCCUCGUGCUCGUGGUAAUGUGAUGUGCAAGUUCACUGAGUCCAAUAUGCACGCCCUUGGCCGAGCCAACACUGCUCGUGAAAUGAUUAC